Aspergillus eucalypticola CBS 122712 is the source of this 827-nucleotide messenger RNA. RefSeq lists its product as uncharacterized. The coding region runs from base 254 to 679 and encodes 141 amino acids. The record is from RefSeq and is a predicted model, not a curated record. The transcript has a single exon. NCBI's taxonomy places the organism in Eukaryota, Fungi, Ascomycota, Eurotiomycetes, Eurotiales, Aspergillaceae.
GCACUACUCGAAAAUAUCGGAGGUGCUAGGCAUCGUUUCUAUUAGCCAAUGCAUCUCCAAGGCGCCAGUUCACACUGGCUGAGAACAAGGCCACACGCCACGUCGAAUAUUUGCCAGCAAGGACAGAAUCAUCCUUACUAAGGUUUCAGUAAGAAAUAGUGCUUACUAGAAUCUCCACGGGCAACAAUCAGUACUAGUAAUGCUGGAGCAUGUACCAUAGAGAACCGGUUUUAUGAUAACCACUGCUUGAAUAAUGCUGCUACAUGCAUACUGGCUCACUACGUCGAGCUACUUACUUUGCACUUCCAGCAUUAUUCCACACUCAAUAAGUUCAAUGAUCCAGGCUGAGUUCGGGGAAGGGACAUCCUGUCUCCACCCGGGUAAAGCCCGAAGCCCCGAACUUUUAAAGAAAGAGGGGCUGACGGCCCGUGGAUGGCAAAAGCUCUGUCGGAACCCUACUAAAUACUGCACAUCACUAGUUCUUCUUCAAAUAUGGUUGCAGAAAAUGAAUAAUCAUCGGCAGUACUACUGCCGACCUUGCUGCUGCAUACAUACUCGACAACACAGCGGCCCACAAACAACUUCGUCCUGGCCACACUGCUUUGAUUUGCUUGAUUUACAACGGGAACGGCAACGCACAUGCACAGGCAACAAUCAGAAGACUAGGGAAAAAAAAUAAAUAGAAUAUUCUUCUAGGGAAGGAAUGGAAAGGAAGUGUGGGAAUCCAGCCUCAUGCUGUGUUCCUUUGUCCCGGAGUACUUUUUUUCUUCUCUCAACGAAGUUGGUUCGCUCUGUUUGGAAAAAAAAAAGAAACCAACAGCUCUCAG